AUGGCAUUAGCCGAAACGGCCGUCAGCCAAACUUCACAGUUUAAUAAAAUAACGAAGAAACUACUGAAGAGAUCAAUCGACGAAGCCAGUGUGCGAUUGAUGAGUAGGUCGCAGCUGCUAGAAACGCGGGCAACAAAUUUGGCGGACAGCGUUGAAUCUCCAUGCAGUAUUGCGACGGAGGGCGCUGUGUCGGAAGAUACUGAAGGUGGAUUGACCUUAUACGAAAGAAAACGGUUAGAAAUGGAAUAUAAGCUUCGAGAAGCGGAGAUUGUUAGACAACGUGAAAAAGAUGAGAGGGAAUAUAAACUUAGAGAAUCAGAGAUGGCCAGACAGCCAGAAAGAGAUGGAAAAAAGAUGAAGGGAAAUAUAAACUUAGAGAAGCAAAGGUGGUCAGACAGCGAGAAAGAGAUGAAGCAGAAUUUCGGCUUAAGAGCCAAGAAAAUUCAAGCCAAUUUGCUGAUAACGAGUUUAAACGAAAAGGCCAAAACAUGGUUGCAUACUAUUUCUGCUGACGGUUUGAAGGAUUAUGGCAAAAUUAAAAAACUCAUUCUACGAGAGUUCAAGUUAAACCCGACAAAAUUGAGAGAGGAAUUCUUUGCCCUGAGAAAACAGAAAAACGAAUCAUACACAAAGUUCGGGGUGAAAUUAUAUGGCACGCUGAACCAUUAUUUUCAAAGCCGUAACAUUAUGGGAUUAGAAGAUGCAAUGAAAUUGAUAUGUGCAGAUAGAAUGAAAGAGUUGAUAUCAAGGCAUACACUGGAAUUUAUUGUGUCACAGGAACAAGCGGCUUCCUGGAUAAGUCAUGACGUGUUGGCACAAACAAUCGACAAAUAUAAAGCUGCCAUGAACAUAAUAGUUUCCAGCAACACUACACAUAUGUCUGACAGUAGCAGUCAGAUACAAUCGACUCGAGAAAACAAAAACCAGAUGUAUAAGAGUAAUGGCAACAAAAUAGUUUCACCCAAACAGACAUGUUUUUCUUGGGGAAAGACCAGUCACAUUGCAAAGCGCUGUAAAUGGAAAAGAAGAGAUACACUUACGGCUACUAGAAACGUCAUGCGUUGCGAGACGAACAAAGAAACACAAAGACCACAACAAAAACAACAACGUCAACAGCAGAGGCAGCCAAAAAAGCAACCGCAACAACAUCAGAAACAAACUAAUGAUGAAAUAACAAAUUAUAAAAGUGUUGACAACAUCAGCUCCUCAAAAUAUGAUCAUAAAUCUUCUGGUGGGACUCUACCACCCAGAUCGUCCAAUGCCGAGAAUUUUUUGGAAAGCAUCAAAACUCCUGCGAAGCCGACGACAUCAAGACAAGUUUCAGUAGAAUUUCCGUUAACACACGCGUCCUUAGCAUCAUCGACAGCCAAUGAAAGAAGUCACACAGUUUCAGAAAGCUUGUCAGUCGCGUGUAUAACGUUGGAGUGCCCAUCCCAUGAGCUAUUGAAAGACAACAACUUCAUCUGGCACAAGUACAAUUCUUACCGAGCCAACUGCCUCAAGGAUUGUCGGAAGGUUGGGAUCGGGCAGUCUACAGAAAUGAACACCCUUUUCAGGUUUUGGUCAUUUUUUCUUCUUCCUCACUUUCACCGAAAAAUGUACGAGGAGUUCAGGCAACUUGCCAUUGAAGAUGCCAAUAAAGAGUUCAGCGAUUAUCAAAACGGCCAGUUAUAUGGCCUGGAAAAGUUCUGGGCUUUCCUCAAAUAUUCAAGGAAGCAUGUGCUGGUAGAUGGCAGGUUGAGGGGAUGGCUCAGCAAGUAUCAGAGACUGGAGGAUUUCAGAGUUGAUUUUUCGGUUCGGGGCCAAGCUUCCAUCACAGCAGUCAAAUGCAACCUCAUUUUUACUCGAACCCCCAAUGAAUUAUAUGACCAGAUUAUAAGCGGUGGGCCUAGCCUUUCGCUCAAAAGCACGCAAGGCAGCGUGGAUGCAUUUUAUGUCAUACCCAAGACCAUCUGGAAUGGUCAAAACACGGCCAAAAAUGGUGUUGGAAUUUUUGUCAGAGAACCGCUAGCCCAAGAAGUACUGGAUAUUAAAAGGAUUAAUUCACGUCUCAUGUGGAUCAAGCUUCGCAUAGAAAAGCAAACUGAUUAUUUUUUCUGCAUACCAAAAUCUGAAACAAUCCUGAUUGGAGGCGAUCUCAAUGGCCACGUUGGAGAGAAAACCGAUGGUUUUGACAACGUACAUGGCGGUUUUGGCUAUGGAAAACGGAAUGAAGAUGGCAACCGCAUCCUUGAGUUUGCUGAAAGUCACGGGUUUUGUUUACUGAACACAUAUUUUAGAAAGAGACGCAGAAACUGUUACAACAAGUAA
Helobdella robusta is the source of this 2310-nucleotide messenger RNA. RefSeq lists its product as hypothetical. Bases 1 to 2310 code for a protein of 769 amino acids. The transcript is spliced from 6 exons. The record is from RefSeq and is a predicted model, not a curated record. Gene Ontology annotation, molecular function: RNA cap binding. Lineage: Eukaryota; Metazoa; Annelida; Clitellata; Rhynchobdellida; Glossiphoniidae. Gene Ontology annotation, biological process: mRNA stabilization.